Molecule: messenger RNA, 4562 nt
Organism: Salvelinus namaycush (lake trout)
Lineage: Eukaryota; Metazoa; Chordata; Actinopteri; Salmoniformes; Salmonidae
Product: PHD finger protein 21A-like
Exons: 17
Coding region: 231-2723 (830 amino acids)
Biological process (GO): negative regulation of transcription by RNA polymerase II
Cellular component (GO): histone deacetylase complex
Molecular function (GO): chromatin binding
Source: RefSeq, a predicted model, not a curated record
GUGAAUGAGAUUGAAGAAGAGUUCUUGUUUUGUAUCUCAGUUUCUCUCUUUUUGGACAAAUUGAAUUUAAACAAAUACUACGGAGAUCUCAGACUAAUCAAUGGAGGAUAUUUGAAUAUUCACAUCAAUUGUAUCGGUGAUUCGGUAGAGUAUUGGGUUGUUUGUAAAUAUUUCAUUAAUAUCUGAGGAGAGGACUGCUGCUGUUCAUGUGAGUGAAGGCGGCUCUUUUAAUGCUUCAAUUGGAUGGUAUUCAACCUGGAGACGGUGUGAAGGCUGAACGUUCCCCCGGACUGACUGGCACACUGACUGGCUCAAUGAUGGAAUUACAAACAUUACAGGAGGCCUUGAAAGUGGAAAUACAAGUCCAUCAGAAACUGGUCACCCAGAUGAAACAGGACCCACAGAAUGCUGAUCUGAAGAAGCAGCUCCACGAACUUCAGGCUAAGAUCACAGCGCUUAGCGAGAAGCAGAAAAGCGUUGUGGAGCAGCUGAGGAAGGACCUGCUGGUGAAACAGGAGCCAGAGGUGACGGUGCAGGUGCCGGCUGCAGACAAACACGUCCUCCAGAUCCCCUCCUCUGCCACUCUGCUGGCCCUACAGCAGACCACACACACCCAGGCCCUGCAGCAGAAGAUGCUGGCAGUCACCCCAGUCAUCACCACUAAGACUCUACCUCUAGUGCUGAAAGCUGCCACUCCCACCAUGCCUGCCUCUGUCGUGGUGCAGCCCCCCUCCACGGUCACUGCCAUCAGCCACACCUCCAAGCCCGGCGCCAUCAUCUCUGACAACUCCAUCUCCCGAAACACACCAGUCAACCUCCAGGUGGCCAGCAGGUUGAUCAAUCAGGGUUCAGAGUCCGUGCGACUGGUGUCAAAGAAUCCAGUUGUGGUCCGGGCGAAGCCCAACAGCGUGACCAUCGCCCCAGCGCCCCUUCGGCCCAUGAUGACGGCGCUCCAGCUGCUCCAGCGGGGCCCGGUGAUGCUGACCAACAAGCUGAGCCCCUCCUCGCUGCCCUCCAGCGCCGGGCUCAUCCACCAGGUGCGCAUCAUCAAUGGCCAGCCCUGCGCCGCCAAGAGCGGCCAGCCCACAGGCAUGUUGACGGGCAUUGUCAUCACGGCCCCGGCAUCGGUGCAAACACUGCAAAUCAGCGGCCUCGCCUCCGACACCAAGACUGUUAAAGCACGGGGGGGAUUUGGGCAGAAGAUGUUGGUGAGCAGGACCCCUCUGUCUCCAGCACCCAGACUAAAGAGAGAGGACAAUCCUCAGAAGCUUGCCUUCAUGGUGUCCCUCGGACUUGUUACCCAUGACCAUUUGGAAGAAAUUCAGAGGAGGAGGCAGGAGCGUAAGCGAAGAACAACGGCCAAUCCGGUGUACAGUGGAGCUGUGUUUGAGCCUGAGAGGAAGAAGAGUGCAGUGACCUACCUCAACACUCCGCUCCACCAGGGCACCAGGAAGAGAGGUCGCCCUCCCAAAUACAGCAGCGUUCCGAAGCUGGGCAGCCACACCCCGACCUCUCCCUCCAGCUGUCUCACUGCCUCCCCGGCCUCCGAGUGGCCCAACACAGGGGGGAGCUUCCCCUUCCAUGUCCAUCCCCACCACACUCUCCCCCUGCCCAGCCCCAGCUCUGGGGAUGGAGACAUCCAUGAGGAUUUCUGCACUGUGUGCAAACGCAGUGGCCAGUUGCUCAUGUGUGACACAUGCUCCUGUGUCUAUCACCUGGACUGCCUGGACCCACCCCUGAAAACCAUUCCUAAAGGCAUGUGGAUCUGUCCCAAAUGUCAUGAGCAGAUAUUGAAAAAAGAAGAUUCAAUUCAAUGGCCAGGAACAUUGGCUAUUGUUCAUUCCUAUAUCGCCUAUAAAGAAGCUAAAGAAGAGGAGAAACAAAAACUAAUGAAGUGGAGUGCUGAGCUGAAACUGGAGCGAGAACAGUUGGAACAAGGGGUCAAACAACUCAGUAACUCCAUAACGGAAUGCAUGGAGACCAAAAACACCAUCAUGUCUCGGCAGAACGAAAUGCAAGUUUCGUUGGAGAAGGUCAGACACUUGGUCCGCCUCAUUCAGGCUUUCAAUUUCGGUCAAACCGUGGAGACCGAGGGUACAGGUGCCUUCACAGAAGACAUCACAGAAGACAUCGGGGCCAAGGAUGCAUUUGUCCCAGCUGAAAAUGCAGUAGACGCCAUCAACACCCAUGCUGUAGCAGAAGUCCAUAUCCAGUCCGUGGAUGGGGUAAAGGCCGAGGUCACAGCACUGAACAGCACCAAUGUUGAAGCCGGGACGAGGGUUGUUGUAGCUGAUGUUGCCACAGACAAGGUAGCAGGAGUCAGUGCUGAGGCUGCUGUUGACAUCUGCGUUGAGCCUGCUGCCGAGGUCAGCACCGAGACUGCAGUGGGCAGCAGUGUUGAACCUGUUGCUGAGGUCAAUAACGCUGAGGAAGUGACGGAAGCCACCGCAGUAGUCGGUGCAGUGAACUCUACAGUGGCCACAACCAAUGCUACCACUGACCUUGUGUGUACUGACAUGAGCAUGGAUGAGAGCUGUACUAACAACACUAACACCAUACCUGAGAACAAGGUCACCAACACGAACAGCACAGAGGAGGUGAUAGAAGAGGAACAGGAAGAGAACACAAACAUUGACAACAGCAGCACCAACAACAGCAAAACCUCAGAACCUUCCCAGCAAUCUUUGCAAGCUCUUCUCGACAGUUUGGACAAUAAAGACUAACACUCCAUCUCUUGGAUUGAAAACCCCCCCAACAUAAAAAAGAAGACUUUAGCUUUCACUUUUGAAAGGUGACCGAAAUUGCCAAUCUAUAUACAUACUUGAUUCCAAUGUAUAUUCAGACUGUGUAAAUAGUAGAUCUACAGCCCAAGUCUGAUAUUGCUAUUGGAUGCUGUAGGUUAUCAUACCCCAAACAUGGGUGAAAGGGUGGCUUGCCAAUUUAAGGAUAGAAAAGAACAGUAGUAAUGGUAAAAGUAAGAUAAUUUAUAACAUCACACCAGUGCGUGCCUGCAACAGUUCCCCUCGGAACUCUCAUGGGGGUUGUAUCUUAGGUUAUCUUCUGUUCCUGGGGAUGCAGGUUAGAGAUGUCUAAAGACUGCGUGCUGAACAGAGACCGCGUUUCUACGGCAUUAACUGAGAGCAAAGUAAAACCAAAAGAUAAGCAAAAAAGCUGAGGGGGGCAGGGCUUUGAAAAAGUGUCAGUAUUUGUUAACAGUGGGGAAACAUUGAGGUGUUUGAUCGUCGUUAAAAAUCAAAUAGGUAAAACAGGAGAGCCUUCAGUUAUCCCCAAUACCUUCCUCCCCUUUCCCCAUUCUCACUCUUACAUGACCAAUAACUAUGGACCCAUUUACACAAAACCUCAGGCAAAAAAUAAGGAAGUAAAGCAGCAUCCAUGUGCUUUGGAAGUAUGAGGCAAACUGCUUAUAGAGCUGGCUGGUUAGGGCCUUGCUGAGGAAGACCCAGGCAACAAAGACGGUCAUCUCAAGAGAGAGUGGAGUCAGAUCACACAUGGUAUCUUAAAGUUUUAAAAUGGUGUAGAUCCAGUGCAGUAAUUGAGUUAAAUUUGUGAGUCAGUGUCAACUGUGAGCACUAAAUGUGAAAUUGCAAUAAUAUUGCAUUGUCAAAAACAAACACGCAAAAAUAUAUCUGCAGUGUGUUUCUUUUAUAGGAUAAGAUAUUCAUUCAGGUCUUCCUAGUCUUCAAAAGUAAGUGCAUUUCUGUUGCAUAAAACAGUUGUUUGUUAAUAAAUGUUUUUAACUGGCAUAGUUUAUGCAUUUAAUUAUCUUUUAAAAAGAGGUGACCUUUGCAUAUUAUGAAAUGUACGUUUUUGUUUAAUUCUGAACUGCCAAAAUGCUAUUGUAUCCAAAUAUAGCAGGGACAUGUCCACUAACUGUAUGGAAAGAUAAAGUACGAAAUGUAUUAUUCAAUAUCAUCUUGGGAAUUGGCAAUCCCUGGUAAAUAAUUGCUUAUUCAACAAUCUCAUCAAAAUAUCUUUAUUUCCUGGAAACUGAAGGGUUUGUUGUAUCAGUCCAUUUUGGUGAUUAAAGCACAAGCUUGCUGCAUAACAAAUAAGUGCUGAAAAGCUUUUUUGUAUGUUACGUAUGGAACAAAACAGAUUAUGCAUUUUUUUUUUGUCAUGUAAUUUAGUCCCCAAAAAAUAUUUUUGUAUGACCCAACUGAUCUUUGAGAGUGAGUCUUCGGCCUUGUACAGGAGAAAUGUUCCCUCUCUCCUACCGCUGGAACAUGCGUGGAUAACAGAAUUGACCAAUGACCCUAUCCCCAAAAACUCAAUAGAUUUGCGCUUCCUCUGGUAUUUUUUUUGUAAUGCUCCAUCAACAUAAACUCAGCAAAAAAAGAAACGUCCUCUCACUGUCAACUGCGUUUAUUUUCAGCAAACUUAACAUGUGUAAAUAUUUGUAUGAACAUAACAAGAUUCAACAACUGAAGACAUAAACUGCACAAGUUCCACCUACAUAAUGUGUCACUGAACAAAGGGGGUUCAAAAUCUAAAGUAACAGUCAGUACCAGCUGCAUUAAGUACUGCAGUGCAUCUCCUCCUCA